Loxodonta africana (African savanna elephant) is the source of this 3042-nucleotide messenger RNA. RefSeq names its product klotho (gene KL). Gene Ontology annotation, biological process: carbohydrate metabolic process. Gene Ontology annotation, molecular function: beta-glucosidase activity. The record is from RefSeq and is a predicted model, not a curated record. Bases 1 to 3042 code for a protein of 1013 amino acids. NCBI's taxonomy places the organism in Eukaryota, Metazoa, Chordata, Mammalia, Proboscidea, Elephantidae. The transcript is spliced from 5 exons.
AUGCCCGCCCGCGCCCUCUAUCCGCGCGCCCCGCCGCGCCGCCCCCGGCCGCUGUCUCCGCUGCUGCUCCUGCUGCUGACCCUGGGCGGCCGCCUGCGCGCCGAGCCCGGCGACGGUGUGCGGACCUGGGCCCGUUUCGCGCGUCCCCAGACCCCCGAGGCGGCCGGCCUGCUGCACGACGCCUUCCCCGACGGCUUCCUCUGGGCCGUGGGCAGCGCCGCCUACCAGACCGAGGGCGGGUGGCAGCAGCACGGCAAAGGCGCGUCCAUCUGGGAUACCUUCACCCAUCACCCCCCAGGGCUCCCGCGCGACCCUCCGCUCGCUGGCCGGCCGACGGGAGCCCCGUCGUCCUCCCCGCCCGCCACCGGGGACGUGGCCAGCGACAGCUACAACAAUGUUUUCCGCGACACGGAGGGGCUGCGCGAACUCGGGGUCACCCACUACCGCUUCUCCAUCUCCUGGGCCCGGGUCCUCCCCAAUGGCAGCGCGGGCGCCCCCAACCGAGAGGGGCUGCGGUACUACCGGCGCCUGCUGGAGCGGCUGCGGGAGCUGGGCGUGCAGCCCGUGGUCACUCUGUACCACUGGGACCUGCCCCAGCGCCUGCAGGACGCCUAUGGCGGCUGGGCCAACCGCGCCCUGGCGGACCUCUUCAGGGACUACGCCGAACUCUGCUUCCGCCACUUCGGCAGUCAGGUCAAGCACUGGAUCACCAUCGACAACCCCUACGUGGUGGCUUGGCACGGCUACGCCACCGGACGCCUGGCUCCCGGCGUCCGGGGCAGCGCGCGGCUUGGGUACCUGGUGGCGCACAACCUCCUCCUGGCUCAUGCCAAAGUCUGGCAUCUGUACAAUACUUCUUUCCGUCCAACUCAAGGAGGCCAGGUGUCCAUCGCCCUAAGCUCUCACUGGAUCAGUCCUCGAAGAAUGACUGAUCAUGGCAUCAAAGAAUGCCAGAAAUCUCUGGACUUUGUACUCGGCUGGUUUGCGAAACCCGUAUUUAUUGACGGUGACUACCCUGAGAGUAUGAGGAGUAACCUUUCAUCUCUUCUGCCUGAGUUUACCGAAUCUGAGAGAAAGUUCGUGAAGGGGACAGCUGACUUCUUUGCUCUUUCCUUUGGACCUACCUUGAGUUUCCAGCUGUUGGACCCUCACAUGAAGUUCCGGCAGUUAGAAUCCCCCAGCCUGAGGCAGCUGCUUUUCUGGAUAGACCUUGAAUAUAACCACCCUCCAAUAUUUAUUGUGGAAAAUGGCUGGUUUGUCUCGGGGACCACCAAGAGAGAUGAUGCCAAAUCUAUGUAUUACCUCAAAAAGUUCAUAAUGGAAACCUUGAAAGCCAUCAGACUGGAUGGGGUCAAUGUCAUCGGGUACACUGCGUGGUCGCUCAUGGAUGGCUUCGAGUGGCACAGAGGGUACAGCGUCAGACGUGGGCUCUUCUAUGUUGAUUUUCUAAGCCAGGAUAAGAAGCUGUGGCCCAAGUCUUCAGCCUUGUUCUACCAAAAACUGAUAGAGAAAAAUGGCUUCCCGCCUUUACCUGAAAACCAACCCCUAGAAGGGACAUUUCCCUGUGACUUUGCAUGGGGGAUUGUUGAUAACCACGUGCAAGUAGACACCACCCUGUCUCAGUUUACGGACCCGAAUGUUUACCUGUGGGAUGUCCACCACAGCAAGAGGCUCAUUAAAGUGGACGGGGUGGUGACCAAGAAGAGGAAAUCCUACUGUGUUGACUUUGCCGCUAUCCGGCCCCAGAUCGCCUUGCUCCAGGAGACGCACGUCACCCAUUUCCACUUCUCCCUGGAUUGGGCCCUGGUCCUCCCCUUGGGGAACCAGUCCCAGAUCAACGGCACGGUCCUGCGUUACUACCGCUGCCUGGUCGGUGAGCUGGUCCGUGCCAACGUCACCCCAGUGGUGGCCCUGUGGCAGCCAGUAGCCCCACACCAAGGACUGCCAGGCCCCCUGGCCCAGCGUGGCGCCUGGGAGAACCCCCACACGGCCCUGGCAUUUGUGGAGUAUGCCAGACUGUGCUUUAAGGAGCUCGGCCACUCUGUCAAGUUCUGGAUCACCAUGAACCAGCCACCUACAAGGAACAUGACCUACAGCGCCGGACACAACCUCCUGAGAGCCCACGCGCUGGCGUGGCGUGUGUAUGACGAGAACUUCAGGCGUGCUCAGAAAGGCCAGGUAUCCAUAGCUCUGCAGGCGGACUGGAUAGAGCCGGCCUGCCCUUCCUCCCAGAAGGACAAAGAAGUGGCCGACAGGGUUCUGGAGUUCGACAUUGGCUGGCUCGCCGAGCCCAUUUUCGGCUCUGGAGAUUACCCACAUGUCAUGAGGGAUUGGCUGAGCCAGAGAAACAAUUUUCUUCUCCCCUAUUUCACGGAAGAUGACAAGAAGUUGAUCCAGGGCUCCUUUGACUUUCUGGCAUUAAGCCAUUACACUACCAUCCUUGUCGACUGGGAGAAGGAGGACCCAGGGAAGUACAAUGAUUACCUGGAAGUUCAAGAGAUGACGGACAUCACCUGGCUUAACUCUCCCAGUCAGGUGGCCGUGGUGCCCUGGGGCUUACGCAGAGUGCUGAACUGGCUGAAAUCGAAGUACGGAGACCUCCCCAUGUACGUGAUAGCCAAUGGAAUCGAUGGCGAUCCGCAGGAGACAGAGGACAAGCUGAGGGUGCAUUACAUACAAAACUAUGUAAACGAAGCUCUGAAAGCUUACAUAUUGGAUGGUAUCAAUCUUUGCGGAUACUUUGCUUAUUCACUGAGUGACCGCACUGCUCCCAAGUUUGGCCUCUUUCGUUAUGCCGCGAAUCAGUUUGAACCCAAACCGUCCAUGAAACACUACAGGAAAAUUAUUGACAACAACGGCUUCCUGGGCCCUGGAAGUCUGGGAAGGUUCUGUCCGGAAGAAUUUACCGUGUGCACAGAGUGCAGCUUCUUUCAUUCCAGAAAGACUUUACUGGCUUUCCUAGCUUGUCUAUUCUUUGCUUUUAUUAUUUCCCUUUCCCUAAUUUUUUACUACUCUAAGAAAGGUCGAAGAAGUUACAAAUAG